UAAAGCUUGUACAUGAUAUGCGUCUGGUUGCUAAAAAUAAUUGCUUCUCUAAUUAAAUAUACUUUAUUCCAAAUGGUCAAUGUAUAAUAUAAAUUAAUAUUUUAUUACGAAAAUUGCUCUUUUAAAUCUGAAUUCUUAAAAAUCUUUCUCUACUGAUUAAAAGUUCAUGUUAAUCUGUUUGAAACCUUGUUCUGUAACUAAGUGUUUUCCCCUCCUUCAUAUACUAACAAAAUAGGAAUAGCUGGCCAAUGGAGAUGUCUUUAGUCCGUUACAUAAAAAAUUCUCGUAACACUGAGACUCUCAUUGCUGGUGAAUUUAUGUUCCGUAAAAACAAAUGUAGAGAUGAAAAGGUUUAUUGGAAAUGCCGUAAAAGUGGCUGCAAUGCCAAAAUAACUACACAUAAUGGUAAAGUUGUGGGCUACUUUUUGAAACAUAAUCACGUUGAUAACAAUCAUGAUGAAAUUGUGCGGCUGGAAGGACUCCACUCAAGAAAUAGUCAACCUCAGGUUACGCAAGUAGAGAAUGUGAUACACCAAGAAAUAAUCACUCCGGAAGAAUCUUUUGUCGAUUAUUCAUUUGCUGUUGAAAGUAUUGUCACACCUACAAGCGGUAGUAGCAUUAUUAUAGAGUCACAGCGAAGGGUCGAUGAUCUGAACGGUAUUAAAGGUCCAAAUGAUGACCAUUCACCAAGUGAAACAACCGCUGCUGUUGCUGCCAUUGAAGACCCUGAAGCAGAGGCUGAUGCAGCAACUUCAUCUUUGACCAUUAUGUUUAAAGAAUUCAGUGAAUCACAGAAAAAAAUUGAACAGUUAGUUACUAAUCUUGUCUCACCUGGUGAAAGUGAUGAUCUACAAUCAGAGAAUAUUAGACUGAAGGAACAAUUGGAAGAGACUGUCCGUAAGUGUAAAUCGGAGUUGGAAGCCAAAGAAUUAGCUAUACAAGAAAGAAAAAGUCGCGCCGAAGCCAUCGAGAAAGAGAUGCAAGCUCGUCUUGCUGUAGAAAGAUCUAUUAAGGAAAAAUUAGCCGAUGAAAAUGCAGAGUUGAAAUUAAUCGUUGAACAUUACGAGAAAAAAAUCAAAGAACAAGUCCAAAGAAAUUUUUUAUUUCAAUGAAAAUUAUCUCUCAGCUUUUUUCCUUUACUGACAAUUUGUUACGAUGUGAUAAUAAGUAAAUUAACCAAAUUGUGUACAAAGACACUUAACAAGCAAAAACUCUGAAAACAGAACUAUGAUGAUGUUAUUUAAUCGUCAUCGCUUCUCCACUCUCUCUAUCUCUCUCGCCCCCAUGUUCCGACUUAUCUUAUCAUCCUCAUCAACAACUCUCCAUCAAAUUUUUUUUCUUUUUUAUUGUGACAACGCGUAAUUAAAUUUAAAAUUGAUUUGAGGAAAUUUUAACCAAAUAUGAUGGUUACUUUGUAAAAUUGAUCUAUUUGCAAUAGUUUAUUUUAUUUUAUUUGCUUUAAGUGUACCUUCAUACUUUUUGGAUUAAAUGAAACUCAAAAAGAGA
Tetranychus urticae (two-spotted spider mite) is the source of this 1506-nucleotide messenger RNA. RefSeq lists its product as uncharacterized. Lineage: Eukaryota; Metazoa; Arthropoda; Arachnida; Trombidiformes; Tetranychidae. The record is from RefSeq and is a predicted model, not a curated record.